Adineta ricciae is the source of this 2481-nucleotide messenger RNA. NCBI's taxonomy places the organism in Eukaryota, Metazoa, Rotifera, Eurotatoria, Adinetida, Adinetidae. The record is from the annotation of a GenBank genome assembly.
AUGGCACAGGAGUACAACAAUGAAGGGCGUUUGCCUAUUCAUGAAGCAUCGUUUCGUAAUUAUGACGCUGUCGUCGAACGAAUUCUCGCGAAUCUUUGUUCAAAAGAUGGAAACGAAGAUAACGAUGAUGGCCGAUUAAGAGCAGAUGAUGGGAGUGAUGAACGGACUGAUCGUCUUCAUCAAGCUCGAAUACAAGAGAUGCUCGAUGCUACGACAUACGAUUAUUUUCGUUUAACACCAAUCUUAGCUGCAACAGUCGGUAAUGCCCGUCGUACAAUUGAAUGUUUAAUCAACCACGGGGCGAAAGUUACAUGUCGCGAUGGUGAAAAUCGUUCUAUGGCUGCCAUCGCAAUUUUAAAGCAGAACGUUGAGUUACUUCUCUAUUUUUCACAGGCGUCGUAUGCAAACGAACUCGAUAUAUGGAAUACAUUAAUGACGAUGUUUACGUCGAAAAACUCCGAUGAGUCAACGGCUGCAGGUCGCAUACUCGAACAAUUAACGUCACCUAAAUAUAUCAAAGUUGCUUGGGUACAUCUGAUGAAUCUACGUCCGAUCGAGAGAACAUUUCAAGUUCUCAUUCAAACUGUUAACAACACUCAUCAUCGAAACGAACAAUUGCUUACCAGCUGUUUAAUUAUACUCUACAAUCUUUUGAGCAUCGAUACGAAUAUUCGAAUUGUCUUUAAUCAAUCCGAUGAGAACGCACGCGCAUUGGUGAAAAUGCGUAAAACAAAUGAUAUCCUAACACUCUUGUUUUCUCAAAUUGUUUGCGAAUUCUGUGAUGAUACACGUGCCAUUCAAGCAUUUGUUCAUCACCACCUCAUUGGUGACAUACAAAUUCUUUUAGGCAAUGAUACGAUGAACAUUCCGAAAACUCAAGCCUGUCUGUAUUUUGAUAUUCUCGGUAAAAUUGCCCGAUGUAAGCAAGAUUUCCAAAUCUUAAUACAAAAAUCUUCGGCAACCAAACUAACUAUUCUUGAGCAAGCGAUUGAGCUGUUGGGAAGAUUCGAUCGCCGUUUGACAACAUCAAUUCUUCAUUUCAUUCGAGAAUUAUGUCUACAGAAUGAACAUCAUCAGCAAAUAUGUGCGGAUAAUCGACAGUUAAUUGCACAUUUGCUAACCGCACUCAAUUCACCUUAUAGAGACGUCCAACGUUCAAGUGUCGAUACACUUCAAAUGUUUGUCACGCAAAGCACGACAUCUCAACAGAUUAUUUUAGACCAAGGGGGUGCUGAACAACUGCUUAUCUUAUUAAGCAAAGCCACUUUACCAAAACUACGCAUCUCAAUUAUAUGCACACUAUGGUCAUUGACACUCAAUGAACUACCUCGACGACAAUCGAUGGCUUAUUCGAUCGGAGUGAUGGCUUUAGUUGAAUUUUUGAAUUUAAAAGUAAGCGAUCAAUUGUACGUUGUUCUUGAUGCGAUCAGUGAACUUCUUCGACGAAUUCCGACCGAAGCGGAAAACAUUCCGGUUAUUUUCGGUCGCCGACAUUGCAUUCCUCCCAUAGUUCGACUAUUAUCAGCUGAUUCAGAACAACGAAUACUCUUCAAAUGUUUAUUUUGUAUCCAACAGUUAUGUCUUUUACCGACUUUUCGUCCUUGUCGAGCGAACCAAACAAUAUUUCAAAAAGCAAACGGCAUCAAUCAACUUCUAACGUUAAUUCGUCGGUCAAAUAAGGAGAAAUUAUUGCAAGCUAAAGCAAUUACAACCAUUGCUUAUGCAGUGUUCGAUCACAAAGAGAAUAAGGACAUACUAACUAAAGAAACAGUUCGACAGCUGUUUAAACGUAUUGCAUCGCUACUCAAUGCAUCUGAAGAAAUUGUCCAGGUCGAAGCUGGAGCUGGAUUAGUUACAUUUAUAUGUAAUGAUGAACAUCAUUACAAUCUAUAUUCCGAAGAGUUAUCUCUUGAUCUCGAACAUUUUCGUCCGCUGUUAACAUCGGAAAAUAUCGUCAUUCGUUGCAAUGCAGCGUUUCAAAUGAUUAUUGUGAUUCGAUUGAUCAACGAGACAGUUGCAGCAGAAUGGAUCGGUCGAGCUUUACUGAUCUUAUUCCGAGUUAUUGGUGAUCCACGUGUUGAUGAUGAAGAUAAACUUCUUCCAACUGAUAUUAUAGGCCGAUUAGCACAUAUUCCUACAGGCUUCGGAAUACACAAGCAUUCAGGCGUUUGUGAAGCGAUCAUCGCUAGUGAUGGUCUCGAUCAUCUGAUUUCGUUAUUGAAUAGUUCGAAUGCACUUCUACACGGUAGUGCAGCUUUAACUAUCGAUUGUCUCAUUCGACAUUCGCCCGAAGGACAACGACGAUUAUUGAAACAAUGUCGUGUUCAAGCGCCUUGUUUGGAUGUUUUACGAACGUAUAUUUGUGGACCAUCAGUAUUGAGGACACGAAUUGAUGAGUUGUAUUCAUCGAUUCACAACAAACGAGUUCAAUUUCCUCCAAUUCGACCUGUUCGACAACGACGAAGUUUGCCAACAGUAUAA